Brachypodium distachyon (stiff brome) is the source of this 1685-nucleotide messenger RNA. RefSeq names its product single-stranded DNA-binding protein, mitochondrial. Gene Ontology annotation, biological process: mitochondrial DNA replication; positive regulation of helicase activity. The record is from RefSeq and is a predicted model, not a curated record. Gene Ontology annotation, cellular component: mitochondrial nucleoid. The transcript is spliced from 7 exons. NCBI's taxonomy places the organism in Eukaryota, Viridiplantae, Streptophyta, Magnoliopsida, Poales, Poaceae. Bases 778 to 1647 code for a protein of 289 amino acids. Gene Ontology annotation, molecular function: single-stranded DNA binding.
CCGCCCGUGCCUAUACUUCUAUAGAGUAAUUCUCAUUCUUGUAUAAAAUGACUACUAUUAAUUAUUACUACUGUAUGUAUAAACGUAUCCUGGUAUCGGUGUUUUUGGAAAAUUCCUGUAUGGCGGUAUCGCAGAGUCCGGAUCCAUGCAACCUAGGUUCCGUGUCCUUUUGACGCUUUCUUCUAAUAUGAAAUGACGGGAAAUAAAUGUUUUCUUAGAUGUGUAGGCAUAUUUUUCUUAUUUCCUUCAUGUGCUGUCAUGAAUUCUAUGCAAGGUAAGGCAAAUUGGGAUGCAUAACACGAUCGUGAAGUCACAAUUGAAAGGUAUAAAACCCCUGGGGAAAGUUCUUUCAAAAACUGGAAAAACGACGAUGUAGCAAUUUGAAAGCAAAUGAGACUUAUUGAAGAAAGAAUAUACGUAACUGAUGAAGUUAAAAAGUGCUGCAACUAGGCUUGGGCAGGAUGAUCAGUUUGAAACUAUUGAAGCUGAUGUUGCAACUAGGUUCAUCUUGAAAAUCAUCCAUCCACAAUCAGUGACAUGCAUGUAUAAACAACUACUGCACUGUCACACAUUGACCUCAACAAUUUAACAAAUUUCUAAAUGAUCGAAGAAGAGUUGCCGGAUUGUUGCUGAGUGUUUCUCUUUCCAUCCCUUUGGCAUUCUGGUUAAAAGGAGGAAGUUCUGUUUUGUUAUGCCACUGCACUGGACAGGGAAUGGAAGGCGUGUUGAAAUACCUUAGUGGAGUGCCUUUGCCAUUUCCAAUCCUCGUUGUGUCCGAUGUUGGUGAGGAUGAGACUUACCAUGAGUGCAAAAUUGCUCAACAGCUUCUGCCUGAGGGGGCUCUUAGGACAGCGAAGAAACACAAUUGAUUUAUAUGGAAAAUCACAAGCAUGGUUCUCUACAGUUUCUUUUUCUGAUGUCGGUGAGAAGAAUGACAUGGGUGGCAAUGCAGAUGAUGAUUUUGCAGGUUCGAAGAGAGAGGUUGAAUUCCGUGGUGUCCACCGGGCAAUUAUUUGUGGCAAUGUUGGACAAGUGCCUGUGCAGAAAAUAUUAAGGAAUGGGCAUACAGUAACUGUAUUUACUGUCGGGACAGGUGGCAUGUUUGACCAGAGGAGAGUUGGUGCCGAAAACUUGCCGGUGCCAGCUCAGUGGCAUCGAAUAGCUGUUCACAAUGAGCAUCUUGGUACAUAUGCUGUUCAAAAGUUGGUCAAGAAUGCAGCAGUAUAUGUUGAGGGUGAUAUCGAGACUAGAGUCUACAAUGACAGAAUCAAUAAUCAAUUGAAGAAUAUACCUGAGAUCUGUGUUCGACGUGAUGGCAAGAUUCACUUGGUUCAAUCUGGGGACAGUGAUGUCAGCAAAUCAUUAGAAGAGAGAAGGACUAUUCUAGUUGCAAUCCGAGGUACGACGGGUGACAGAAGGAAGAGUUGGACAAUUGAAGUGUUAUACUCGAGGCAAAUUUAUACAAGUGUUUUUAUCUGUUUCCUGAGUAAUCUUAGGAUCAAAGGCUCGAAUGUUGGCACAGAUGCAAGCGGUGCGCUUCCUUCCGUCUUUUUUGAGACUUUGGAUGCUCUUUUGGACGUUGAAAUCGACUGCCCUGAGAUCAAUGAGAUAAACUCUCUCCUCCUAUUUAAGAUGCUUUAUUCAUGACACAUUCUGCUCGUCGUAUGUUUCUGUGGAACUUGUUA